AUGCCGAUCCCCGAGUCCUACAAAGCAUUCCGUCGCACUGCCGACGGCUCAUCGGUAGAGAUGACGGAAGAGAAGCUGCCAUCUGAUCUUCAACCUAAUCAUGUUGUGAUCCGGAUCCAUGCUGUUUCCCUCAACUACAGAGAUGUUGCCAUGAUGCAUGGGAAGUAUCCGGUCCAGGUGAUUGACCGUGGUAUCCCCGCCUCCGACUGCGCUGCAGAAGUUAUCACUGUUGGUUCCGAAGUCAAAGAUUUCAACCCAGGGGAUCGCGUUGCACCUCUUUUUGAUCUGAAGAGCAUCACCGGGACUGAGGAUGAGAUGGAGGCUCUUGGCGGCGACGCCGAUGGUGUACUACGCCAAUACGCAGUUUUUGACCAGAAGGUGUUGGUUCAUUUACCGAAGCACCUUUCUUGGGAGGAGGCAGCCUGCAUUAACUGCGCGGGAACAACUGCAUGGAAAGCACUUGACAUGCCACGAUCUAGUGGCUCUGCGCUGCUCCAAGGAACCGGGGGCGUUAGCAUGUUUGCGCUCUUGAUCUGCCUGGCAGCUGGCAUCCAGCCUAUCAUUACAUCCUCGUCUGAUGAAAAGCUGGAAACAGUGCGGGCUCUGGGCAAGCCAGGACAAGUGAAAACUAUCAAUUACAAAACUCACCCUAAUUGGGAGGAGGAAGCGCGCCGUCUGACCAAUGGACGAGGUGUGGAUGUUGUUGUUGACAAUGUCGGCCCUACUGCUAUCGCACAGAGCCUCUCUUCCCUCGCCCGGAGAGGUGUUAUUUCCUUCGUCGGCUUCCUGGGUGGGUUUAACCUAGAUAAUCAACCAGACGUACUUGGACCUGUGCUAUUGAAGAGUGCGACAUUGAGGGGAAUUACCCCCGGCUCCAAACCCGAAUUUCAGGCUUUAUGCAAUUUUUUGGAAGAAAAGGCAGUUCAGCUGAAGCCUGUAAUGGAUAAAACCAUAUUUAACUUCGAAGACUCAAAGGCUGCCUUUGACCAUCUCUAUGCUGCCAAGCAUAUGGGCAAGGUAGUCAUCAGAGUUUAG
Aspergillus campestris IBT 28561 is the source of this 1035-nucleotide messenger RNA. Its product is annotated as zinc-dependent alcohol dehydrogenase family protein. The transcript has 4 exons. Gene Ontology annotation, molecular function: oxidoreductase activity. Bases 1 to 1035 code for a protein of 344 amino acids. NCBI's taxonomy places the organism in Eukaryota, Fungi, Ascomycota, Eurotiomycetes, Eurotiales, Aspergillaceae. The record is from RefSeq and is a predicted model, not a curated record.